This is a messenger RNA of Cuculus canorus (common cuckoo), 2198 nucleotides long. It is a transcript of the gene COMMD6, whose product is annotated as COMM domain containing 6. Gene Ontology annotation, molecular function: NF-kappaB binding. The transcript is spliced from 7 exons. The record is from RefSeq and is a predicted model, not a curated record. Bases 57 to 674 code for a protein of 205 amino acids. Lineage: Eukaryota; Metazoa; Chordata; Aves; Cuculiformes; Cuculidae.
CCAAUGCGGGGCGGGCGCUGUGCGGCGGAAGCCGGGCCUCGGCGCUGCGCGGGGCCAUGGCCAGCAGGACCGCAGCCGCGCGGGCGCUGGCGGCGCUGGAUGUUGAUGGUACAGCAGAUAAGAUUGAUUUAAUACCUCAAGACUUUUUUGCAGAACUGUGUGAACAAAUAAUUCAGCAUCUGAACCAUAAGAUCCCAGGUGUAAAUACAGCUGAACUGUGUCAGAGAAUGCAGACAUCUGGGAUUGAGAUUACUGUUGGUGAUCUGGAAAAAAUAGCUAACAUUAUUUCCUUUCUGUUUAGCACAGCGGCGAGAAACAGUCUCUGUACAGAAGAACUUGUCACCACCUUGGGCAAUGCAGUCAGCACACUGCCAAAACAUGCGGUUCAAGUUAUUCGUCACGUAUGGAAUGAACGGGGCAAAUCCAUUAGUGUAUCAGAAGAUGCAACAAGUAUGGCCACAGUGGGGCAGUUUGUUGAUAUGAAGUGGAAACUGGGUGUUGCAACGAGCUCUGACUCCUGCAGGUCUCUGAAGUUCCCUUAUGUUACAGUGAUGCUAAAAGUGGCAGACCCUUCAGGACAAAUAACAUACAAGUCUUUCGAAAUGACAAUCCCACAGUUCCAGAACUUCUUCAGACAGUUCAAGGAAAUGGCAGCUGUUCUUGAAACAGUUUGAAGAGAGCUCUUAUUUACACUGAAAUUCUGGACAGACUUGGAUCAAGUAAACUUUACGUUCUGCACAGGCAAUCAAGUGCCGUUGUUCAGCAAGGUAUGUAUCCUUGCAUUGCUGUGAAGAUUUCUUCGCUUUUGAAUAGUUGAAGCCAACUCUGCAGUGUUUAUGAAAAUGUGUUCGGUUUUGUUCAUUUGGGUGGACAAAAGAUUCAGAUGUGCAUGGAGAAGCAUCGCUGUAGACUUUCUAACAUCAAAGAGUAAGAAAUUGUGUAAGAAACUACACAUUUAACUCUGGAGUGUGGAAAGACACCUGAAAAUCUUGCAUGGGAAGUUAACAAUGAGAGAAGUGUAAAUCCAGUGUUAACACUUCUAUCUGUAAAAUUGACGUGUGCCUGCACACAACAGUAAUAUUAAGUAUAUGGCGUAUAUGAAGUUACUGGUAAAAAGCAUACAGUUACUCUUGCAGAAUUGCAGUGUCACAUAGUUAGCUGCAGGUAUUUGCAGAUCUGACUUCCACUCCUCUUUUAAUAACUGGACAAUGUACUUGUCCUAACAGCUUGUUUAUUUCAAAUACUUAUUUCCCACCACCUUGGCUUAUAAAAAUGUGUUAAUGCAUUAAGCUUUUCUGGAAACCCAAAACUUACUCUCUAAAAUGAAGCCCAGAGGCUAAUCUUAAAUAAAGGUAGAAAGGUGAAUUUAAUUCAAAUGCGUUUUAAAUACAUUUUGCCUUUGCAUUUUAAUCCAGCUUUCAUCUGUGGCACUGGGCUUGAUGUUGAUCAGCAGUCUGCUUUCUAAUUAAAUUAUAGUAUUCAUGUACUUGCCUCACUCCAGCUUCUGAACUACAAAAGCCAAGAGAAAACUUAAAAACUCAGGCUGUAGUCUUAGCAAAGCACAUCAGAGAAAAGACGACAAUAAAGGUCCACAAGAUUUCUUUGCUUGUCAUUGUACUGCGUGGCAGGAGCCCACUGGACCAUGUUGGUCACUCUUGCUCUCGAGAAUGUCCUAACCAGCAAAAUUUUGACUCUGAUUCUGAAGGAGAAUGAGGACAUUCCCAAAGAGAGAGUGGUAAAUCCAGUGUGGUUGCAUGCUCUCUUCUUUUUUGUUCAUUUGGUUUGGGUUUUUUUUCUUCUUGAAUUUUGCAUAAACAUAAUGCCAACUGCAAAUAUAGUGAGAGGUAAUAAAAACAAUAUUAUUGCAUUUCAAGAUGUGAUGGUGGUGGAGUAAAGCAAGUAAAUCUGAAGAGAAACCGUUCAUACUGAUAAAGCAGACUGAAGUUCAUGCUGCAACUUCAGAAUGAUAGAGACUGAGAACCAGUUUUGCUGGGACAGAUCCUCAAGUGAUUUCAGGCACCCUUAAGUGACAAUAUCUGCCUUUCUGUUUGACAUUUUGGGGUUUUUUUCACUAACCUUGUUUAGAAGCUGGCUGAAAGUUGUUGAUGCAGGCUAUGCCUGCCAUUUUGUGUCAUGAAAAUAGAAUGUAGCACGUUGUGUGUGCUAUGCACUGCAAUCCUUUCAAUAAAGACACAUCC